UCUGGAGAAGCCAUCCAGAUCCACCACCUGACCCGUCAGAACAUGGCCGAAAUGCAGGGCAGUGGGCAGCGGGACUGGACUCACUCCUCAGCUGAGCUGUUGGAACUUGCUUAUCACGAGGCGGCUGGCCGGCAUGGCCUUUCUAGGCAGUCAGAGGACAGCACUUCCUGCUUGAGCUUCAGAGACCUGAAAGAUUAUCCAAACCAGCUGGCGGGCAGCCAAGGUCCAGCAAAGGCAGGAAUGAAUGCCCACCCACCCAACAAGGACCCGCUGGAUGGCUCACCAGAUCCAAGUAAGCACAGGGGGGGCGGGUGGGGGAGAGAAGGUUAGCAUGCCUAGCGCCCAGUGAGUUGGAGAGCUUUGACCUGUGGAGGUCUCUCACACGGAACUCCUUCCCAGAUGCCCCAGGAGGCAGACCGGUUGUCUCCCCCUCUGUCUGGUAGGGCCAAUUUGGGGUUUGGCGGUCCCAGUUCCGGCUGCUGGAAAAUGUACCCAUGCGCCAUGUAUCCAUCCUCAAAAAUGCUGCCUUCUGAGAUCAGAACAGAUAAAAAAACGAAAGCAAGGAGCGAGCAAGCCUUUGCUGGAUGGGUUCUUUAGGUUUUGGGCUUGUGGUUUUUGUCAACAUUGCUGCCGUCAGGAUGGCAAGAGCAGCUAAGAAAGCUUCUGAUUCCAGCAGAUCUUCUGGACUCAGUAAGGAACACCCAGCAGGAGAUAAAGAGAAAAGGGACCUCUCUCCUCAAAGGGUUAACAGCCUUUGCCUCAAAGCUCCCAAGGAAGCUGAGUGUCAGUUAGGCAGCAAUAAGGCACAGAAUGCAAAUUCUUACUUUAAAGAAAUGGUGCAAAUAAUGGAAAAGCCCAUUUUUAAGCUGCUUUGUGCAUCCUGGCCGAGAGGGAAAGCUUCCUCCAGAGGUUUCUGCUCUGAGGCAGCCAGAACAGAUUUCGAACUUUGAUUUGGCUUAUCAUCGAUGUGCAGAAUUACAGCGACGGGCUUCUGGGUCCCAUGUGAGUGAUUCCUUCAGGAAUCUUCCCCGGGGAAACUGCCCUGGGAAGCAUCCUAGAUGGGCCACCUUAGGCCAGCGAUCCAAUGAAACCCCAAGGAAAUGACCCCUAAGCAGGUGAGCUUGGAUGCUUUUUCACCCCCCCUGGGCUGUCAGACUCUGAAACAGCCCCACAAGCCAGAAAGUAGAUUGCCUCUCCCUCCUCUUACGAAAGAAGGGAAGAGGAGCAUCCAAUCUCAAGCACGGCUGUGCGGGAUCACAGGGGCAUCGAGUCCCCUCUGGGCACCCCAGGAAUGACCAGCUGGAAGGAGACGGCUAGCAAGCGUGGAAAUGGCUGAUUUGGGGGAGGCGUCUUCCCGCCAAGGUCCUUCUUGAAACCAAAGGAGAUGCUUUAAAUUGGUAUCGAAAUGUUAUUUGUGUGCAUGUGUCUGUUCAAUAUAUCUGCAUCCCAACAACCUGGAUUGAAAUGAAUGAGAAGUGCUAGGAAUGAAAUGAAGUAUUAGACUCUUGAGCUGAGCUUUGGGGUCUUGGUGGAUCAGCACUGGGAUGUAACCGAGGCCCCCGUUUCCGUCUCUCUUUCCUGGAGCUGAGCAGGAGGAACGCUUCCAGGCCAGAGGCUUCUGGAAACCUCCCCCCUCCCCACCAUCCUUCCUG
Molecule: messenger RNA, 1652 nt
Organism: Notechis scutatus (mainland tiger snake)
Lineage: Eukaryota; Metazoa; Chordata; Lepidosauria; Squamata; Elapidae
Source: RefSeq, a predicted model, not a curated record